This is a messenger RNA of Haplochromis burtoni (Burton's mouthbrooder), 3068 nucleotides long. It is a transcript of the gene ppp1r3da, whose product is annotated as protein phosphatase 1, regulatory subunit 3Da. The transcript has 2 exons. Bases 230 to 1123 code for a protein of 297 amino acids. Gene Ontology annotation, cellular component: protein phosphatase type 1 complex. Gene Ontology annotation, biological process: regulation of glycogen biosynthetic process. Lineage: Eukaryota; Metazoa; Chordata; Actinopteri; Cichliformes; Cichlidae. Gene Ontology annotation, molecular function: protein phosphatase 1 binding; glycogen binding. The record is from RefSeq and is a predicted model, not a curated record.
GAUCUGUAUAGACCUCACGUUGAAUGCAUGUAUGGGAUGUUGGAGAGCGAUGAAGGCAGUUAGCAGUUACAAAUCAGGCUACGCGGUUGCAACCAAUAACAGGCACUACACGCAGCACUGAUAAUACUACUCUACAUGGAGGAUCGAGAUUGGGCUGCUUCCUACAGCUUAUACGUGACUGACUCUUCGCAUCUUCACAUGGUGAACUGAACCCCUGCUCUCACCACACAUGGAUAAAGGGUGGUUUAUUGGACUUGAGAGGAUUCCUCCAGCACAGUCUGAGCAGAGGAGGUCGUGUGUUACUAUUAACCUGACUGAAAUGCUCCGGGCUGACAAGCCUAAUGUGCAGAAGAAGCCAGUUCCAAUCCGUCCCCCGAGCCCCAGAGUUUCGUUCCCAAAACAACAGUUUCACCGCAGUCUCUCCUGUGAACCUACGCCUAAACCCAUCAUCCGUCAGCGGUCGCACUCGCUGCCUUCUGCCACUGACAAGAAAAAGCAGUGCAGAAGUGUUGGCGUACGGUUUGUUGACUCUUUGGGACUGGACCUGGAAGACGUCAAGAUUUUUAAAUCGGGAGAGGAUCCACUUGUGCCCCAUCAUGUUACCUUUAGACUGUUGAUGAGUGCAGAGAUGGCAGAUGGAAGGCAUAUGGAGAUUUCUUUGCCAUACCUGAAGCCAGCAUUUGCCCAGCAACCUGGAGACCAUCCAGGAUUCCUGCAUCGUCUCCAUGAGCAGAAAGUUUGUCUUGAAAGAGUCUUGUGUUUUGAGUUGGGGGUCAUCGGAAUCACCCAAGUCCUCAAUUUGGACUUUGAGAAAGAUGUGACGGCUCGUUAUUCUUUUACAGGAUGGAAGAGUUGUGCAGAAGCUAAGGCCUCUUGGGUGUCCAGCAUCACUAAGAACUGUGAGGGCAGAAUGGGCCAAAUCAGCUGCGAUACAUUUCGUUUUCAUCUGCCUGUACCUCCAUUCCUGCAACCAGAAGCAGUGUUAGAGUUUGCCAUUCAGUACAAAGUCUGUGGUGCUGAGUACUGGGACAACAACGAUGGAAAGAAUUAUAAAUUAAUUUGCAAGAACUACAAGCUCUCUGUGCCCAAAGAAUGCGAGGAUAGCAUGGUGCACUUCACUUAGUUAGUAUGCACACAAAAGGGAGAAGAGUUUGAGCAUUAGAACACUUAAUGAUUACAUGUAGCAAUAUCUAUACAAAAAACACUCGGUAAACACAUCUGUCAAGGCCGUUUGGGGUCAUUUUUGCAAUUUUUAACCAAUCUGCAUAAAAAAAUACGUUUUUGAGCGUGCUAUAGCUUGCCAUAAAAUCCUUUGGGAUUUGUCUUUUUGGGGGGUAUUUUAUGUGUAAUGUUAAUGGCAAUAAGAUAAAAUGCACUGAUGGAGGCAUAACUACACACAGGAAACUGUUGAUGCUCUUAGUAGUGCUGGCAUAAUAGCAGUUUGAAUAAAACACACACACACACAAGUGCACUUACACCUGGUGCCAGCUUUACUGCCACUUGUAUUUUUGUUUGUAAAAAUUGCACUGAAUUGUUAUAUUUUCCUAAUAAAAGUUGCACUUCAGUGUGGGAACAUCCCAUACAAAAUUUUUGGGUUAAAAUGAAAUUAAUGGACUUCACAGUCCAGGCUUUCUACCAGCUGGAUGUUGGUCUUCUGGACCGGUUUGCUGAGUUUUCAGGAUCUGUAUUUGGAAGUCAAAUGUUGUCAAAACAUGCCAUAGAUACAGUGUACAUGUUUCUCAUGUGCUAAGCCAUAUUUAGCUUAUGAAAUGCAGGAGUCCUGCAUCUCAAAUGGGCUUGAAGAUGCCUUUCUAAAAAAAAGCUGUUAUGUAUUUUCCUAAUUACAGAAUACUCUAACAAACAUAUUUUGUAAAUAUUUCAGCUAUAAGAGAAUAAAUGACUUUACUCUCAAGGGAAAUGCAAUAUUUUAUAUUUGCAAAAGUGACAGAUUCUAAGUAGCAGUAGGCCUACCACACUGUGAAAAUACCCACUACCAGCUAAAAUCCUGUAUUCUAAAUCUUACUUAGGUGUGAAUAUGCAAGUAUUAUCGCGGGAAACAUGCUUCCUGAUUGUGUUUUCCUUUUAUAUGUGUUGUUGUUGUUGAAUUGCUGUUGCCCUGAUACCUGUGUGUAUUGCAUUUCACUGCUGUAAUGUUGAAAAUGGGGCUAAGUUUAAUUGCUGCUGCGUAGUUUAUUGCAGAACAAUGGGUUCUAUAGGAAGAUGUUAGUAGGGUUCCCCAAAAAUUGAUUCUGUUCAUCUAGACGUAGCGUUUUCAGUUAGUAGUGUUGUUGUCUUGUCAGAAAAACAACCAUGUUUUUAGCUUUGUAAGUUUUUUUUUUUUUUUAAAGGUGUUUAAAUACACUAUGAGGACAAAAGUAUUGGGUCGCAUGUCUCACUCUUUGAAUUCAUGUGUAUAAAACCAAGCAUCCAUAGCCAUGUGUUCAAGCUUAGCAAACUUUUGUAAAAUAAUUGGUAGGUUUGAAGAGCUCAAUUUGAAUUUGAGCGUUGUAUUGUAAUAGAAUGCCACAUUUUUAAAGAGUCAUUUCCUGGAAAUUUUUCCCACCUAGAUAUUCCAACAUUAACCGUAAGAGGUAUUUUUGAAAAGUGGAAGUAUUUAGAAACCACAGCCACCCACGAAGUGGCAGACCAUAUAAAGUUACACACCGGGGUUGCUGAGACUUGAGGCACAUGGUCCCUAAAAGCUGGCAACGCUCUGCUGACUCAGUAAGUGCAGAACUCCAAAACUCCUCUCGCACUAACAUAACACCAGGCGCUUCUUGAUAUGGGUUUCAUGGCCAAGCAUCUCCUGUAGGUGUAGUUUAUCAGGAAGAUAUCAAGUUAAAAACCACAGUAACUGAUAAAUAAAGCAGUCAGACAACUGUAGUAGAAAAGAAAGUUUAAAAAUGUGAACAAAAAUAAGUACAAAUACUUACAGUUUACCCUUUAAUAUUACUUACUAUACCGCAAAACAGAAAAAAAAAAAUCUAAACAUGGUUCUCUUGUCCCUGGUGAAUAAGCAGAUCUAUUUCAAAUCAAUCAGACUAAAGAGCUGCUGAGCAACAGUGCCU